This is a messenger RNA of Syzygium oleosum, 1236 nucleotides long. RefSeq lists its product as uncharacterized. The coding region runs from base 147 to 1025 and encodes 292 amino acids. The record is from RefSeq and is a predicted model, not a curated record. The transcript has 2 exons. NCBI's taxonomy places the organism in Eukaryota, Viridiplantae, Streptophyta, Magnoliopsida, Myrtales, Myrtaceae.
CACAAACACUCUCCUAUUCAUAGUUUCAUUGUCAUUUCUCUCGCACAUGGAGGAGCUGGGCUCUCUUUGGAGUCACCCACAUGUAAGUCGCACUGCAUCCUCAUUGUCACCAAUCUUCCUUGCUUCGAUGUGUCUUUUACUGUAGCAUGGAUGAACUGAAGCAGAUGAUCUUGUAUAACACCACUGAACUCGAGUCCGUGAAAACAAAAGCUUUCGACGAAACGAGAAAGAACAAGGAGAAUUUGAAGCAUCUGCUUCGUCUCCUGAAAACAGCGUACCAGGAAAGAGAUGAAGCAAGAAAUCAGCUGCAGAAACUCCUCAGAAACAUCACUCCUAGUCCUUGCCCUUCAGGACUCCACUGGAGCUUCCUAGUACCACUACGAGCGAACCCAGUGACAAACCAAACCCAUCACACCCCCAAAUCAAUUGACUACUAUCCACUACACCUCUCUUCCGCCUCUCAUUCUCCGCUCGGGGCAACUCCUCCGUCAAAUUUCCUGAAUGCUUCCGUGGCCGGUUCAAGUAAUGAUCCGUGCAGUGUCUCUUGCACUCCGGGUUUUUUAAAUUCAGGAGAAGUCGAUACUGUCGAUCGAGCUUCGGAUGUGAUUGAUGAUCUUGUUAUGGGAAAAGCACUUCCUGAGAGAGGCAAAUUCUUGCAGGCCGUGAUGGAAGCAGGUCCACUCCUGCAGACACUUCUUUGGUCAGGGACUCUUCCUAGGUGGAGAAAUCCUCCCCCACUGAAACUCUUCAGCAUUCCACCAGUUAACAUCACCGGUUAUGACCCUUUUCCGAGCGUGCAGGCUCACAUUUCGGACUCUACUCACGCAAUUCAGAGAUUCACAAGCCCAUCGCCAAAUCUUGAAGCACCAGAAGUGUCUCCUGGGACAUGCUCGGGGUCCAUGCUUAACUUUAUUGCUAGUUAUUCUGGUUCGUCCCCAGGGAACAGCCGGAUUUUGCCAGCAGGUGUUAGCAUUACCACCAACAGCCAAAUACACAGUAGCUAUAAACGUCGAAAACUUCAAUGAAGUCGCUGAACUUUUUUCUUGAUAGGAAAUAUUGCCGAAAUUUGGUAGUUAUUUUUCGUUAGCUGAACCAGAAAAGGUCCCCCAUUGAGCCUUGAGGUUUAUGUAACUGUAAAUGCACUAGUCAAUUGUUAUAGCCAGUUUUAAAGAUAGUGCUGGAUUCGUUUGUGCUUCCUGCUUUCAUACAAAAGCUAUGAACUUCGACUUUCCUUGA